AUGGGCCGUAGGACCCAGAGGAGCAGGCCUGAAAUUUCCGCCUGCGAAGACACGCCCCCUUCAACCGACGCGCCCCCACCCCACCCGGACUUUCCAGCUUCGAGUCCCGGACCCCGGAACCAGGGUUGUGGGCAGUCUGCUCCGGGCGCAGGUCGCCUGGGGACGGUGCCAGGCCGGGACAGCCGAAGAAAUGAAAGUGGAAGAGAGGCUGGGCUGCGACGCCUGCUCCGCCCAGGCCCUCCCGGCCCCGCCACGCUGCGGCCAAGGGGCGGGGAAGGGGCGGGGAGAGAGGACCCCCCUCCCAAUACCUUCGCCUUUCCGGAAAGUCCAUUUCGCUCCCCCAGCUUCCCAGGGCCAAAGGACUUGGAGCUGGUUCUCUUAGGAGGGCCAAGGAGGCAGUCUCAGUUUCCUUGA
Messenger RNA from Rangifer tarandus platyrhynchus (Svalbard reindeer), 414 nucleotides. The record is from the annotation of a GenBank genome assembly. NCBI's taxonomy places the organism in Eukaryota, Metazoa, Chordata, Mammalia, Artiodactyla, Cervidae.